This is a messenger RNA of Medicago truncatula (barrel medic), 2344 nucleotides long. Its product is annotated as putative receptor-like protein kinase At4g00960. Lineage: Eukaryota; Viridiplantae; Streptophyta; Magnoliopsida; Fabales; Fabaceae. Gene Ontology annotation, molecular function: protein serine/threonine kinase activity; ATP binding. The transcript is spliced from 9 exons. Gene Ontology annotation, cellular component: plasma membrane. The record is from RefSeq and is a predicted model, not a curated record. Gene Ontology annotation, biological process: protein phosphorylation. Bases 30 to 2231 code for a protein of 733 amino acids.
ACUAGUAUAAAACCUAAUUAUUUCCCUGUAUGCUAUGCACACUAAAAUCACUACCUAAAAUGGCUUCCUUUUUCUUGUCCUCACUAGUUUUAAAGUUCAUUGCUGCUCUUAUCCUUCUUCCUCAAGGGCUUGCUGCGUACAACCUUACUCCAACUUACAAGUCUCCAAAUAGUAAGUUGCCACCUUCUUUUUCUUUUGAGGAAGAGGUACCACCUUCGAAGAAGAGAAUAGCACCUUUUAGAAAUUUUGAGAAAGAGUUACGACGUUUUUUUUCUUUUGAGGACGAGUUACGAAAUUUUGAGGAACAGUUACGACGAUCUCCAAUUUACAAUCCAUGGGAGAAGAGGCCAGCACCACCAUAUCAGAAGCUACUGUUUAUGUAUGGUGAUGAUUGUCACGAUUCAAGAGAACAAUCACUUACAACUACAUACAAAUCCAACCUUAAUAAAUUCCUUUCAUCGCUCACCUUUGAUGGUAUUGUAAGUAAAGGAUAUAAUCACACAAGCAUAGGAGACAACACAGUUGAUGCUGUCUAUGGACUCUAUGACUGUAGAGGUGAUGUCACAGGAUCAUUUUGUCAAUUUUGUGUCUCUACUGCUGCCUCAUAUGUUCUUCAGUACUGUCCUAAUAGAGCCUCAGCUGUUAUAUGGUACGAAUUUUGCAUUCUCAGAUAUUCCAACCAUAAUUUUUUUGGGAACCUCACAACAAGUCCAUCAUGGCAAAGGUUGGGGUCAAAAAACAUCACUGAUCCACAAGAACUUGAUAAAGCUGAGGAUAAUAUGCAAAGUUUAAUAAGCGAAGCUACUUUGGAGACCAAUAAGUUUUAUGGAAUGAGGGAGUUCAAUUUGAGUAAUAGUCCUAUUGAAAAAAGAUAUGGAUUGGUGCAGUGCAGUAGGGACCUUAAUGAAAAUCAAUGUAAUCAAUGUUUGGUGGCUAUGUUAGACAAAGUUCCUAAAUGCUGUGGGACAAAGAUUGGUUGGCAGGUUCUUGCUCCAAGUUGUUUGAUAAAGUAUGAUGAUUUUAUGUUCUACCAGCUUACUUUUGCUCCAAAUUCAGAGCAAGGAAGUUCAAGUAUAUCAAAAACCUUGAUCAAAAUUAUGAUCUUUGAGUUGGUGAUGGCUCUUGUUCUCAUAAGUUGUGGGAUCUUCUUCAUAUGGAGGCGGAAUCACUCAAAUAAAGAUCGACUAGCAUCAAAGAAAAUUCCUAUAUCUCAUCCUGGCCAUACUCAAGGAGAGGAUACAUAUAAUGCAGACCUCCCAAUAAUCCCUUUAAUUUGGAUUCGACAAAGCACUAAUAACUUUUCAGAAUUAUGUAAACUAGGAGAAGGUGGAUUUGGUCCUGUUUACAAGGGUAAUUUAGUAGAUGGAACAGAAGUUGCAAUCAAAAGGCUGUCUAUAACAUCUGAUCAAGGUUUAGAAGAGUUCACAAAUGAAGUAAUCUUUAUAGCUAAAUUGCAACAUAGGAACCUUGUGAGACUAUUGGGUUGUUGCAUUGAGGAUAAUGAAAAGUUGCUUCUAUAUGAAUACAUGCCAAACUCUAGCCUCGACUUUUAUCUAUUUGAUGAAGAAAAAAGAAAACUUCUAGAUUGGAACUUAAGACUAAACAUUAUUAAUGGAAUUGCAAAAGGACUCUUGUAUCUUCAUGAAGACUCUAGACUUAGAGUAAUCCAUAGAGACCUAAAAGCAAGUAAUGUUCUUUUAGAUCAAGAGAUGAAUCCAAAAAUAUCUGAUUUUGGAUUGGCAAGGGCAUUUGAAAAAGGUCAAAGUCAAGAAAACACAAGAAGAAUUAUGGGCACAUAUGGUUACAUGGCUCCAGAAUACGCUAUGGAAGGGUUAUAUUCAGUGAAAACAGAUGUUUUCAGUUAUGGAGUUCUUUUAUUAGAAAUAAUUUGUGGAAAAAAGAAUAGUGGAUUCUAUAUCGGAGAACAUGGUCAAAGUCUUCUUAUAUAUAGUUGGAAUCUUUGGUGUCAAGGAAAAAGUUUGGAACUGUUGGAUACAAUACUGAAAAAUACAUACAUAAGCAAUGAAGUUAUGAAGUGUAUACAUAUUGGUUUGUUGUGUGUACAAGAAGAUGCAGUGGAUAGACCAACCAUGUCCAAUGUUGUUGUCAUGCUGGCAAGUGACACAAUAGCACUUCCCAAUCCUAAACAUCCUGCAUUUUCAGUUGGAAGAAAAGUAAAUGAUGAUCCUUCUGUUAAUGAAGUAACAAUAUCAAAUAUUUUUCCUAGGUAGGGGAUAUAUGUAUAUCAUGGUAAAAAUUUGGUGAAAUUUCAUAUGAUCGAAAUUUUCUAAACAUAUGAAAACUCACAUUACGAAUUUGACAAAUUGAGAAUUCAAAAUUUUAA